Messenger RNA from Zygosaccharomyces rouxii, 1386 nucleotides. RefSeq lists its product as uncharacterized. Bases 1 to 1386 code for a protein of 461 amino acids. Lineage: Eukaryota; Fungi; Ascomycota; Saccharomycetes; Saccharomycetales; Saccharomycetaceae. The record is from RefSeq and is a predicted model, not a curated record. Gene Ontology annotation, cellular component: cytosol. Gene Ontology annotation, molecular function: L-glutamate dehydrogenase (NADP+) activity. The transcript has a single exon.
AUGUCUGCAUCAGCACAACCAUUCGAACCAGAAUUUCAACAAGCUCAUGAUGAAGUUGUUGCAUCUUUGAGAGAUUCAACUCUUUUCAAAGAAGCACCAAAAUACGAAAAGGUCUUGCCAAUUAUUGCUGUCCCAGAAAGAAUCAUUCAAUUCAGAGUCGCUUGGGAAAAGGACAACGGUGAACAAGAAGUCGCCACUGGUUUCAGAAUCCAAUACAACUCUGCAAAGGGUCCAUACAAGGGUGGUCUACGUUUCCACCCAACUGUUAACUUGUCUAUCUUGAAGUUUUUGGGUUUUGAACAAAUUUUCAAGAAUGCAUUGACUGGUCUUGAUAUGGGUGGUGCUAAAGGUGGUCUAUGUGUUGACUUGAAAGGUAGAUCAAACAGUGAAAUCAGAAGAAUCUGUUACUCUUUCAUGAGAGAGUUGAGCAGACACAUUGGUCCAGACACUGAUGUUCCAGCUGGUGACAUUGGUGUUGGUGGUCGUGAAGUUGGUUAUUUAUUUGGUGCCUACAGACAAUACCAAAACAGAUGGGAAGGUAUCUUGACUGGUAAAGGUUUGAACUGGGGUGGUUCUUUGAUUAGACCAGAAGCUACCGGUUAUGGUGUUAUCUACUUUGCUGAAGCUAUGAUUGAAUAUGCUACAAAGGGUAAGGGAUCUUUCAAGGGUAAGCGUGUUGUCAUCUCUGGUAGUGGUAACGUUGCUCAAUAUGCCGCUUUGAAGGUUAUCGAAUUGGGUGGUACUGUUGUUUCUCUAUCUGACUCUAAGGGUAGUGUUAUCUUUGAAAACGGUGUUACCGCCGAACAAAUUGCUGCCAUUCAAGAAGCUAAGGUUAAGUUUAUGAGUUUGGAACAAAUUCUAGGUGAAUACACUGCUUUCAAAGCUGGUGGUUACAAAUACAUCCCUGGUGCUAGACCAUGGACUCACGUUGGUCAAGUUGAUAUCGCAUUGCCAUGUGCUACUCAAAACGAAGUUUCUGGUGAUGAAGCCGAACAUUUGAUCAAGAGCGGUGUUAAAUUCGUUGCUGAAGGUUCUAACAUGGGUUGUACCCAAGAAGCUGUUCACGCUUUUGAAAACACCCGUGAAGAUGCUUCCUCUCACGACACCGUCUGGUACGUUGGUGGUAAGGCAAGUAACUUGGGUGGUGUUUUGGUUUCUGGUCUUGAAAUGGCUCAAAACUCCCAAAGAUUGACCUGGACCGCUGCUGACGUGGACAAGGAAUUGAAGAGAGGUAUGAUCAACUGUUUCCACGAUUCUUUGAACGCUGCUCAAAAAUACUCCAACGAAUCUAACAAGAACACUCUGCCAUCUUUGGUUAAAGGUGCUAACUUGGCAGCUUUCAUCAAGGUUGCUGAUGCUAUGUUCGACCAAGGUGAUGUGUUUUAA